Molecule: messenger RNA, 714 nt
Organism: Oryzias latipes (Japanese medaka)
Lineage: Eukaryota; Metazoa; Chordata; Actinopteri; Beloniformes; Adrianichthyidae
Gene: s100b
Product: S100 calcium binding protein, beta (neural)
Biological process (GO): positive regulation of cell population proliferation; positive regulation of canonical NF-kappaB signal transduction
Cellular component (GO): nucleus; cytoplasm
Molecular function (GO): calcium ion binding; S100 protein binding; calcium-dependent protein binding
Source: RefSeq, a predicted model, not a curated record
UCUCCGCCUCUGUGCAGCUGCGCCUUAAAGCCCAGAGCCCAUCCUUGGCUGCUGCUUUCUGGAUAAUCCGCCUGCAGCUGCUCAACGUUUGGUCAGAGAAACGGGUGAGGAGAUGACUGACCUGGAGACGUCGAUGGCGACCAUCAUCGCUGUGUUUCAGAAGUACUCGGAGAGAGAAGGAGACAAGCACAAGUUGAAGAAGAGCGAGCUGAGGGAGCUGCUUCACGACGAGCUGCCGGAGCUGAUGGCGCACGUCAAAGACCAGGCCACGCUGGACAGCCUGAUGGAGAGCCUGGACACGGACGGCGACGCCGAGUGCAACUUCCAGGAGUUCAUGACAUUUGUCUCCCUGGUGACCGUCUGUUGCCAUGAGUUCUUUGAGCAUGAGGACGACUGAGGACACAAAGGGGUUGGCAGGGAACCUGAAGGAACUCUGUGAUGCGGCUGCUGGCACAAAUCCACCCCAUAGUUUCCACUAAGUGGUGAUGAAGUUAGAAAAUAGCCAAUCUGAAGGUAGGCUAGUGAAAGUACCGAUUUUAGACAACCUAUUUUUGUUUUUUUCUUUCUGUUAAAGUCAGUCAGACUGGAAGAUUCGUAAAAAAAAAUGCUUUUCUUUGUAGUGAUUUUGAAAGCACUUUCUCUGUCUAAGUUUAGGGUGGAGCCUUUCUAAUGAUAAACUUUUGCUCUGAAUCAAAUAAAGAACAUUUCAAAAUA